Didymodactylos carnosus is the source of this 816-nucleotide messenger RNA. The record is from the annotation of a GenBank genome assembly. NCBI's taxonomy places the organism in Eukaryota, Metazoa, Rotifera, Eurotatoria, Philodinida, Philodinidae.
AUGAAUAUUCUACCCAAAAAACGUUGGCAUGUUCGAAAUAAAGACAAUAUAGCACGUGUAUUGAAAGAUGAAAAAAAAGCGGCAGAUGAAGAUCAACAACGAUUAAAACGUAAAGCACUUGCUGAACAAGAAGCACGAUUAAAUAUUUUACGAGCAAAUCGAGGCGAUCAUCUUAUUCAAUUUACGAAUAGUUUGAAUAAAAAUGAACAUGUCAAUCUUUUUAAAUUAGAAGAAGAAGGACAAAAGAAUGGUGAUAGUACAAAUGUAGAACAUGAAAAGGAAAAAAAAGAAGAAACAGAAAAAUUUGAGAAAAAUCUUGGACUUCUAACGUAUCUUGGUCAAAGUGUCGUGGAAAGUGGUGUACCAUGGUAUAUGGAAAAACGAUCCGACAUGAAUAAACGUUCCAAUGAGUCAAGUAUAGCCCAACGAGAAGAAAAAGAUCGAUUACGAAUUAAGAAACAAGAUCCAUUAAAUAAUAUGAUGAAAUAUGUUACUGAAUUAAAACGAAAGCAGACAGAUGAUGAAAGUGAUUCUCAAAUAAAACAAAAAAAAAUUGUAAAUAAUAAAAAAUGUGCAACAGAUACAACAUCAAUGUCUCGAAUUGAACAAUUGAGAGCAGAAAGACUAAAACGAGAGACAGAAGAAAAGACAAAAACGGCUGCUUAUUUGAGUAAAGUUUUUUGUGCUGAUGUUCCAGAUAAAACACCAGAACAAUCAAUUAUUGUUGAAACAGAUGAUCGAAAACGUCGGUACAAUUCACAAUUUAAUCCAGAAGCUUGUAGACAAAAUCAGACGAAGAAAAAUUUUUAUGAUUAA